CCCCCCCCCCAUCCCCGAACUCCCCCUCCAAGCGACAAGACUUGCAACGUCCCGCCGCGCGUCCAAGUCUUUUUUUCUCACUCUUGUGCUCGUUCUCGUCUUGAUCAAAGUCGGUCCCCGGAUUCAGUCUCACCUUGAACGUUAAUCUCAUUCUACUUGAGAUUAGGUGGUCUGUCAGAUCUCCCAUUCCGGUCCGAACCUUCUUUUGCGCACUUCGCCCUUCCUGGAACUACCUACUACACCUACGGAGACAGGCUUCACCUACACCAAAUAUGGCAGCCUCUUCUCAGCAAUCCAAGGUUCUCAUCCUCGAUGGUGGCCUCGGCACCUCCUUGGAAGACAAGUACGGUAUCAAGUUCGAGUCAGCUACCACGCCUCUCUGGUCUACCCAUCUCCUUGUUGAUGGCCAGGACACUCUUCUCGCCUGCCAGAAAGACUUUGGAGAUGUACCCGUUGACAUCAUCCUUACUGCCACCUAUCAGCUGUCCAUCCAUGGCUUUGCCAACACCCGCAAUGCUCAGUUCCCCAACGGUAUCGACAAAGCCAACAUUGGAAAAUUCAUUCAGGACGCCAUUCGCAUUGCUGAUGAGGCAGGACGUUCGCAAGGAAGCAAGACGGCUCUCAGUAUCGGUCCCUAUGGAGCUUGCAUGAUCCCUGGCCAAGAGUACAGCGGCGCCUAUGACGCCGAGCACGAUACUCUCGAGAAGCUGCGCGACUGGCAUGCCGAGCGGCUCCAGCUUUUUCAAUCCGCCGGCGCUUUCUCAUCCCCCGUCAGCUAUGUCGCCAUUGAGACUAUCCCGCGCACCGAUGAGAUCCAGGCUGUGAGGCAGGCCCUGGACAAGACCCAAGCCUUGGCCUCUGACGCUCCCAUUCCCUUCUGGAUCGCAUCGCUUUUCCCCGGAGAGGAUGGCCUCCUGCCGGAUGGAUCUUCCAUCAAGGAAGCUGUGACGGCUAUGCUCAGCCGUGACGUCGCGACGAGCCAUCCCUGGGGCAUCGGCAUCAACUGCACCAAGGUGUGGAAGUUGGAGUCUCUCAUCCAGAGCUACGAAUCCGCUGUCAAGGAACUGAUUCAAGAGGGCGCCGUCGACGCCGCUCCCGCUCUCAUUCUCUAUCCGGAUGGCACCAACGGCGAAGUCUACAACACGACAACCCAAAAAUGGGAGCUUCCUCAAGGGUCACAACAUCCUACCUCGUCAUGGGAAGCCCAACUCUCACAAGUGGUUGCCAACGCCGAAUCUCGAGGUUUGUGGAAACAGAUUGUUGUGGGUGGAUGCUGCAAAGCAAGCCACGCUGACAUUGCUCGGCUCCGAACUGCAGUAGAAGGCCUAUCUCGGUAGAAAAACACAGGACGAACAUUUAUAGAUCGGCUUCCACCUCCGGCUCCGGCUCCGGCCUCGGCCUUCGGCACCGUGCCGAACUCCUCUCCCGGCCCUCCGAGAUCGACCACCGCCGG
Molecule: messenger RNA, 1453 nt
Organism: Colletotrichum phormii
Lineage: Eukaryota; Fungi; Ascomycota; Sordariomycetes; Glomerellales; Glomerellaceae
Product: homocysteine S-methyltransferase
Exons: 1
Coding region: 273-1337 (354 amino acids)
Biological process (GO): S-methylmethionine cycle
Molecular function (GO): S-adenosylmethionine-homocysteine S-methyltransferase activity
Source: RefSeq, a predicted model, not a curated record